GUUUCACGUUGUUCCGCAGCGGAGCCCGGCUCACCUUCCUCGCCUUUUAAUUCAGUUUAAUGGAGUUUAAUGUAGUAUUCAUGACGUGUUACCGGACAGUUACAAAGAGUCGUGACGUAGUGAGCUGUAGUAGCUUAGCAGGCCAACUUGUCAUUGGAAGUACAGGUAGUUUUCUUUUUAGCUAACCAAACGGCUAACAGGGACGACACCUGGACACAAGGAUGAACUGCCCCCCCACCAAGCGCCUUCGGGGCCUGGACCAGGACGCCGUGGCGGCCUUCGAUAACCCGUUUGGAGACGACGACGACUUCACCCAGGACGACCUGGAUGAGAUCGACACCAUUGCCUCGCAGGCCAUCACCGCGGUCGCCGCACCCGGGCUCGGGACGAAACCAGGACCCAAACCGACGGAGCCGGCCCGCGGGUCCGACUGGCCGCAGUGGGCAGGGCAGAGCAAAUGUGUGAGCAGAGCCACAGCCAAUCAGAGCAGCGAGAACGCGUUUGGGCUCAGCAGCAACCGAGGGAACGCUGGGUUGCCGGGCAGAGAGCCGCUCGGGAACCGGCAGCAGCGCUGUGGGUCGGACAGAGAAGACUCCCACAGUCUGCUGGAGGCUCAGCAUGCAGAGCUCAAGAGGAAGCUGAAGGAGGUGGAGGAGGAGAUCGUGUUGAAGAGCGGGGAGAUCCGGGUCCUCAGGGACUCUCUGAGAGGAGCUCAGCAGGAGAAGGAGACCCAGAGGCAGAACCAGAUCCUGCAGGAGACCCAGAGGCAGAGAGAGCAGAGCGACAAGGAGAAGGAGCUCAACAAGAAGGUUCUGUCUUUGAAGUCAGAGCUGCAGUUUAAAGAAGCCGAGAUCAACGAGAUGAAGACCAAACUUCACAGUUCAGACAAACCCAAGAUGGCCUCUCCGCUGCCGAGAAACAGUCCUAAAGUGCUCGGCUGUCUCGCCCAGCUGCAUCACGGGAGCGGCGGCAGCUCGCCGUCUCCGACAGGAAACGGCUUCAUCACCAAGGAGACGUUUGGCGCUCACGUUCCCUCCAGAGCGGCGCGGAGAGACGCAGAAAGAGGCGGGACCAGCAGCAGAUCUGGUGACAAACAGGAAGUGUCUCGACCGGACCCCUUCCUGUCCGUCAGACCUGCUCACCUGCAGCACCCAGGUGGCGUCCUGCUGGGGUUGCUGCUGCAGCAGCCGUUGUCUCCCAGCAGCCUCGGCCUGUCUCACCUGCUCUCUAUGAGUCUGAGUGACAUCCACCUGACGUCCAGCAAGUCUGCGGAUUUUCUGCUCCGGUCCGAUGCCGCUGUGGGCGUCGGUGCCGCUCCCAGGGCGACUCUGAGUCCUCUCCAGAGUCUGGCUGUAACCGGACUCAACAUGCUGAGUCAGAACCGACCGGCGGCCGGCAGCAGGAACAAAAGGUCGUGUCCCGGAGCCGUCCUCUUCCUCCCGCUGUUGGAGCUCCACCUGUCUCGACUCAGUCAGGCUCUGGACUCGCUGCGCUCCGUCUCCGGUUCAAACUCCGCCGGACUGGGGAGACUGGACGAGGCGGGUGCUGCUGGUUUCAGCGUGGAGGACGUGGGCCUGGCUGCCCUGAGGCUCCUCUACCUGUUGGUGGCCCACAGUGACGAGGUGGUGGAAGCUGUGCUGACCAAAGAGAAUCAGAGCCGAGUUACAGACGUGAAGACGGAACACUCUGCUGCAGGUGUGGCUCUGUGCUCCCAGAAUGCCUUGCUGCAGUCGGUGCUGCGGCUGUGUGAAGCGGGCCUCGCCGUUGGUUCUCAGAUUGAGGAGCUGGUCCUCGAUGCCAUGAAGACUCUGUGUGUCCUCAUCCAGAGGACGCCGCACACGCACGCCGACAGGUUGCAGUGUGUGUUGCAGGUGGUGUGUGCGUGUUUGUCGGCCGACUGCAGGUUGCAGACGGUGUCGGGAUGCGUGUCCGUCCUCAGGUCCGUGUCCGACCACCCGACCCUGGCCCGGCAGCUCUGCUCUCAGCACGACCCGUGUGUCUUCCUCAAGCUGUUCCAGUUCAUCAGAACCAGAACAGACAACCGAGCCACACACACAGACUGGGUUCUGCUGGACCUGCAGGUGGUGCGUCUGCUGAGCCGACUGAUGACUCAGCGAGCCGAGAGCUGGACCUCCAGCCAGCACGGCGGCUGCCAGUGUUACACCGAGCUGGUUCAGACCGUGGUCAUCGUCUUCCAUCGGCAGUGGCUGGAUCUUCGCGGUUCUCGGGAUCCGACGGACUCGACGGGCCGGGCUCCGCCCUCGCACGAGUGCCCCGCCCCCUGCCCGCCGUCGCCAUGGUGGCGCAGCCCGGCGGCGUCUCUGCUCCGCGAGUGUCUGCUGCUGCUGCACUGGCUGCUGCUGCACCACGGCAGCUUCUCGGAGAACUGCCGGCCGCUGCUGCACAUGUACGACCAGCUGAUCCCCGCCGUCAGGGACACGCUGAGGAGCAUCCCCGAGCUGAGCGAGAGCGAGGAGCUGGCGUUGGAGGAGGUCUGCCGCUCGGAGGGCGACGACACCGAUGACAUGGACACGGAUACUGGCUCCUGAUUGGCUGACUGCACCAGCGAUCAGCGAGCGGUUUACUGGCUGACUGGAUAUUUCGGGCUGAGGCGAGAACGGCGCAAAGACUCAAGAGAAAUGAAGGAUGAGAGAGAAGUGGAGAGGUGGAGAGGUGGAGAGGUGGAGAGGUGGAGAGGUGGAGAAGUGGAGAGGUGGAGAGGUGGAGAGGUGGAGAGGUGUGACUGAAGUGACGACGUCACCGGCUUCGUUCUGCUGUCUGACGUCUCACAAUAAAACGUAAAGGUGAGAACAGGCGCUGCUGUCAGAGUUCAUGUGUGGUUCCUUCUGUCUGGACUCUGGUUCUCAUGCGGUUCAUAAACUGAUUCUCGGGCUGGACCCCAUCAUGAAAUAUAUAAUUAUCAAUCUGACACCACGACCUCCAAAAGCUCACAACUCUACAAUGUGUGUAUUUUGUGUUUUACCUGCACAGAAACUAUUAUUUUUGUUCACUUUGCGUCUUUUUGCAUAACUUCUUCGUCAGGUUGCGUUUGUACGAGUGUCGACUAAUUUCUAGAAGUUAAUGUUGUGAUAAACGGCUUGUUGUGUUUUCUCACACUCA
Messenger RNA from Pseudoliparis swirei, 3120 nucleotides. RefSeq names its product ATR interacting protein (gene atrip). The coding region runs from base 222 to 2549 and encodes 775 amino acids. The record is from RefSeq and is a predicted model, not a curated record. Gene Ontology annotation, biological process: DNA repair; DNA damage checkpoint signaling. The transcript has 18 exons. NCBI's taxonomy places the organism in Eukaryota, Metazoa, Chordata, Actinopteri, Perciformes, Liparidae.